AUGGACCAAUCCAUUGCGCCGCCCGGUAAGGGUGCAGCAACGGUGGACGCUGAGGACGCUGAGGACGCAAACUUCGCUGGCCGUCGAUCCGGCCGCCCCCAUCCAUGCAUUGGCAGCCUUAUGCAUCUGACCCGGUAUAGGGCUGACCAUUGGCUCGCACCCUGGGUCAGGCCAACCAGCCAGAAACACUCAGCCUCCAGCGCAGUUCUGCUUACUGACUUCUUGUCGCUUUGCUUCGCCUUGUGGUGCGUCUCCUCGCACGCUGGGGCGAACAGCGUCCGUCUGGCGGAAACGGGUGUUCUUUCCCUGCUGCCAAUCAACACCCGGCGAUGUGACAGAUCACCCAGCAUGAUGCCAGCCUGCAUCGAUAGACCCUCGAUAAUCUGCACCCUCGCUGCAGGCGGCCCCAUCCCGCUACGCCAAUCGGCAGGGCUGGCCAUCGCCACGGGCACCGGCGGACGACCAACAAGGCAACUCGUGAGUUCGCCCGAUCGCGUCUCGCUACUCGUCGGCCGAGUACUGCUCACUAAUGAUUCUGCAUUAUCUGACUCAUUUGCUGUCAAGGAAAGGCUGCACUCACGUAAGAUGGUCGAGUCAAAGCCACGCCUCGUGGCGAUUUGUGCAGAGUUGGGGAUGGCAAGUGACCGAGUCCAUCGGAGGGAUCCGACGCUGGCGGGGGCCGACGACGACCAUGUCCGGAGACGAAGACUUCAGCCAGCGAUGGUUGGCCUGAACCGCGUAUCUUAA
Molecule: messenger RNA, 747 nt
Organism: Aspergillus uvarum CBS 121591
Lineage: Eukaryota; Fungi; Ascomycota; Eurotiomycetes; Eurotiales; Aspergillaceae
Exons: 1
Coding region: 1-747 (248 amino acids)
Source: RefSeq, a predicted model, not a curated record